Messenger RNA from Aspergillus calidoustus, 2160 nucleotides. NCBI's taxonomy places the organism in Eukaryota, Fungi, Ascomycota, Eurotiomycetes, Eurotiales, Aspergillaceae. The record is from the annotation of a GenBank genome assembly.
AUGCCUCCCAGAAGGACGGUGAGAAACCAGACCCCGAACAAGGGCCUGGCCCAGCAACAAGCCCAGCAGCAAGCUCAACAGCAAGCUCAACAGCAGGCUCAACAGCAAGCCCAGCAACAAGUCCAGCAGCAACCUCAAAACCAACCCCAGAACCACGCCCAAGAGCAAGCCCACAACCAGACUCAGAACCAGGCCCAACCCCAGGCUCAAGCCCAAGAAGAAACCCCCGGCCAACCGAAAAAACUAAACACAUACCAACUAAUGAAGCAGCGCAAACACGUCGCCAAGCUCAAAGCCGCCGACCGCGGACCCCUCUCGGACGCCGAAAUCAGAGCAUUCACCAAGGCCAUCGAGGACGGCAACGCGCUGCUCCAGCACGUCGCCGCCCAGGACCCGCAGCAAAGAGCCUACAAAUGGCGGUACUACGACGGCGAGCGCGACGAGGACCAGGAUGCGACGGGGACCCCCGUCGACCGCGAGUACGACUCGGAUGGGACCGAGGAGGUGCCCCCGAGGCUCCGGCAGGAGUUCCGCGGGAAGAUCAGGAGUUAUGGCCCCGUUUCGCUGCUUCCAAAGGAGAUACAGGAGGCGCAUCUCUCGGCGGUGGAGGAGGCGCACCCGGGUGAGGUGGAUAGGAGGGGGAUUGAGCUCGAGCAGGACUAUCCGACGAUUGUCAAGACGCAGCCCGUGCUUGACGUGGAGGAUAACAGGAUUGCCCCCUGCGACCGGUGCAAGGUCAAGAGUAUCAUAUGCGACAAGACGGGGUGGGCAUGCAGGGCCUGCGUGGUGCGCGAUGUGGACUGCACCUUUACCCAUCGGACAACACACCACACUAUCCAUCUUGCUCGGCAGCCCGACGAUCCGCACAGGACGGAUCCCAAGUUCCAGGGCUGGGAGCGGAAGCAGAUCCGGUUCGCGACCAAAUCCAUGGUUCUCUUCCACGACAUGCUGCAGACGACGGCCGAGCGGGCCCGCAUCGCGGAGAACGCACUGGCGGCCAGCAACAGGCAGGAGGUGAUGCAAGUCAUCCAGCAGACGGCCGUAACCACUCAAGGGUUGCGCUCUGGUCUCCGCAGGGCGCAGCUGGAUUGUGCGAGGAAGGAUGCGGAAAUCGCAAACCUGCGUCUGCAGCUGCAGACCCUCCAGGACAAGGACACUGCGAGCACCAAUGAACUCGGCGCACUGCGCACUGAGAACCAGAGGCUGAACGGGGAGAUCUUCAGGAUCCAGCAGGGGAACCCUGCAAGUACUGCAAGUACAGCCCCGCCACCCGGUGGAAAGAAGGUUAGGAUCAGGGACCGGCGAGGAGAAAGAGAGCGCCUCAGGCAGAGGCGAGCGGAGCGAGAGGCUGCGGCUGCGGCUGCAGCUGCCCAGCCUGCUGCUCCUGCGACUGCGACUGCUCCUGAUGUCAACCUCACCGGUGGGACGACGCAGCCGGGGAAUCCAUUCAGUUACGAUCCGCAGCCGACUGCUGGCCCUGUCGGCACACCCGAGCUGAUGACCGAAGAUAAUCUCAAUCUCCUGCAGCAGGCGACAUAUGAUUUCAGCCAGGCUCCGCAGCCCACUGCUCCACCACAAGAAACGCAGCAACAGCCCAAUGAUCCGUACGGAGGCCUGGAUCCAGAACUCUUUGUGGACAACGCCUCGUCGGCCAACCUCGGCUUUCAAUUCGGAGAUCUCGACGAACAGGACUUUGUGCCCGACGACGCCUCCCCAGAGGAAAUCGCACGACUGAUUGAAGAACAAGACGCCGCCAACGCCCCGGCUGCAGGGCAAGGAAGGAACGCUGGUGAGCCACAAUUCUUCACAGAAGCGUACGGUGGAGCUGCAGCAUCCCCGCAGGCCGAGAGCAGUGCGCAAGCCGCCCGAAGAGCCCAAGCCCAAGCCGGAGCCCGAGAAAGUACAUUCGAUCCAUUCGCCGUGCCCACUGAUAUGCCCGACUGGGCAAAUGAACCUACCGACCCGGCGGCUGCAAACGCACCCAGCGGGUAUACGGCAGCCGGUGACCAGAACUUGCCUACGGGGGAGAUGGAUGAGACUGGCCAGCAGAUGGCUAGCAUGAUGCAGGGUUAUAACCGGGACAGCCCUGGCUUUGACGCGGCAGUGGCUGAGGCGCAGCGUAAUAGAGAUGGGGAUGGCGAUGAGAUGAUGAUGGAUUAA